Molecule: messenger RNA, 1963 nt
Organism: Phragmites australis (common reed)
Lineage: Eukaryota; Viridiplantae; Streptophyta; Magnoliopsida; Poales; Poaceae
Product: fatty acyl-CoA reductase 1-like
Exons: 7
Coding region: 160-1653 (497 amino acids)
Biological process (GO): suberin biosynthetic process; long-chain fatty-acyl-CoA metabolic process
Cellular component (GO): intracellular membrane-bounded organelle
Molecular function (GO): alcohol-forming very long-chain fatty acyl-CoA reductase (NADP+) activity
Source: RefSeq, a predicted model, not a curated record
CCUCUCACUGCCUGCUGCUGCUGGAUAGCUAGCAGCAGGAGCACCAUUACUUCUCUCUGUGUCUCUCUGAGCACAUAAUAAUAAUCUCACACCACACGGUGGUCUCUCUCUUUCUCUGUCUCAAGCAAGCAAGAUACUAGUGUAGAGCGAGGGGAAGAGAUGAAGACGAUGAUGGAUAGCAUGGACGCGGCGAGGAUCACAGAGUACUUCAAGGGCAAGAGCAUCCUCAUCACCGGCUCAACUGGCUUUCUUGGAAAGAUUCUUGUGGAGAAGGUACUGCGGGUGCAGCCUGAUGUCCACAAGAUGUACCUCCUCGUGCGAGGGAUCGACGCCCCAUCUGCAAAGCAACGCGUCCAACAAGAGGUGAUAGAAACAGAGCUGUUGGGCCUCCUGAGGGAGAAGCAUGGCAACGGGUUCCAGCGGUUUAUCGAGGAGAAGGUUGUUGCUUUAGCCGGAGACAUCAUGAAUGACAACUUGGGGCUGGAGGUUCCCAGGUUGGAGGAACUGGCAAAGGAGAUCGACAUCAUUGUCAACAUAGCUGCAACAACCAACUUCUACGAAAGAUAUGAUGUCUCCUUGGAUGUGAACGUGAUGGGAGUGAAGCACCUGUGCCAGUUCGCCAAGCAGUGCCCCAAGCUCAAGAUGCUCAUGCAUGUCUCCACUGCUUUCGUGUCCGGCGACAGGGAGGGGCUGAUCCUGGAGAAGCCAAUCAAUCCCGGCGAGUCGCUGCUGGAAGGCGUGUUCCUCGACGUCGACGCCGAGCUGCGCCUCGUCAGGGACGUCAAGAAGGAGCUCAAAGCCACCGACGUCGCUCGCAAUACGGAGCGGAAGGCCAUGAAGGAGCUCGGUCUCCAAAGGGCUCGUCACUUUGGGUGGUCCAACACGUACGUCUUCACCAAGGCCAUGGGGGAGGUGCUUCUCGGCCAGCUCCGCGGCGACAUCCCGGUGGUGAUCAUGCGCCCCAGCAUCAUCACCAGCGUCCGGGCGGACCCGUUGCCGGGGUGGAUGCUGGGCACACGCACCAUCGACACGCUCAUCAUCGGCUACGCCAAGCAGAACCUCUCCUGCUUCCUCGGCGACCUCAACAUGGUCAUGGACGUCAUCCCAGGGGAUAUGGUGGUGAACGCGAUGAUGGCGUCCAUGGUGGCACACUCGGAGGAGAGGGGGGCGCAGGUGGUGUACCACGCCACCUCGUCCCUGCGCAACCCGGCCACCUACAACGUGCUCUACGAGUCCGGCAGACGGCACUUCACGGAGAACCCGCGCGUGGGGAAGAACGGCGAGGUCAUCCCUAACAGGGAGAUGCACUUCUUCACCACCAUCGCACGGUUCCACGUCUACAUGAUCCUCACCUACAAGCUGCCCCUGGAGAUUCUGCAUUUGGUGAAUCUGCUGCUCUGCGGGAUCUUCUCGCGGCUCUACAACGACCUCAACCGCAAGUACAAGUUUGUGAUGCAUCUUGUUGACGUCUAUGGCCCCUUCGCCUUCUUCAAAGGAUGCUUUGAUGAUAUGAACUUGGAGCGGCUGAGGUUGACGAUGGCCAUGAAGACCCCUGAAGAUCAAAUGUUCAAUUUCGAUCCCAAGACCAUCGAUUGGGACGAUUAUUUCUACAGAAUCCACAUACCUGGUGUUCUUAAGUACGUCUGCAAGUGAAGACUUAUUUUCUUGCUUCGUCACCUUCUUAAAUAAUAAAUGAUAUCAAUCAUUUGGUGUACCUGUAUUGGGGUGAUUAAAAAAGAUGUUACCUGUUGACUAGACUGUUAAAUGUAUCGGUGAAGCACCAUAUCUUAAAUAAUGAUAAAUGUGUGCUUGUGUUAGGUGGAAGCCUAUCUGAAUUCUGAACUUGUAGUAGUUGUCUGUAUCAAUUACAAUGAAAAAGAUAUGUAAUCUCUGUCUGUUUCAAUGAAACUGAGAACCACAACUAAUCAGAAAGUAGUGUGGUGCUGAAGAAUGUUUAGUCCAA